Ipomoea triloba (trilobed morning glory) is the source of this 1717-nucleotide messenger RNA. RefSeq names its product serine/threonine-protein kinase RIPK-like. The transcript is spliced from 4 exons. The record is from RefSeq and is a predicted model, not a curated record. Gene Ontology annotation, biological process: protein phosphorylation. Bases 107 to 1480 code for a protein of 457 amino acids. Gene Ontology annotation, molecular function: ATP binding; protein kinase activity. Lineage: Eukaryota; Viridiplantae; Streptophyta; Magnoliopsida; Solanales; Convolvulaceae.
AUCAUUUGAAUAUUAAAGCCUUUCACCAUUUCUCCCUCAUCUGCAAAUUAAAACUACGGCGACUUGAUCUUCUGAAAUCGAAAUCUACACACAUUAAUCGGCGGCGAUGAAGAUCAGAUUGCAGUCGCUUCUCCCGUGCUGUUUUAAGGUCACCGUCGACGGCGAUAAUCCGACGACGAAGGUGAAGAAAGAGGAUCCGAAGCAGCAGCAGCAAAGUUCGUUUCAGUUUCAGAGGGUUUCGUUUUCGGAUUUGAGCGCCUCAACUCUCUCCUCCGAUCUCUCAAUCUCCCUCGCCGGUUCCAAUCUCCACGUUUUCACGGUCCAGGAGCUCCGAGUGAUCACUCACGCCUUCUCGUCCAGUAAUUUCCUCGGCGAGGGCGGGUUCGGCCAGGUCCACAAGGGUUUCGUCGACGAUAAGCUCCGCCCCGGUUUGAAGGCCCAGCCGGUGGCCGUUAAGCGUCUCGACACGGAUAAAUGUACCGAUCAAGGCCACAGAGAAUGGCUGACCGAAGUGGUAUGCCUUGGACAAUUGAGGCAUCCGCACGUCGUGAAGCUGAUUGGGUACAGCUGUGAAGAAGAUCAGCGGCUUUUAGUGUAUGAAUACAUGGCCAGAGGCAGCCUGGAGAAUCAGCUCUUCAGAAGAAUUUCAGCCUCGCUUCCGUGGGCCACACGAAUGAAGAUUGCAAUGGGAGCUGCCAAGGGUCUGGCUUUCCUACAUGGAGCUGAAAAACCAAUCAUAUUUCGCGAUUUCAAGGCUUCAAACAUCUUACUAGACUCUGAUUACCGUGCCAAAUUGUCAGAUUUCGGGUUGGCCAAGGACGGGCCAGAAGGUGAUGACACGCACGUCUCAACAAGAGUUAUGGGCACGCAAGGCUAUGCCGCCCCGGAAUACAUCAUGACGGGGCAUUUGACGGCGGCGAGUGAUGUGUACAGUUUCGGGGUAGUGUUGCUGGAGCUGCUUACCGGCCGGAAGUCUAUAGACAAGACUCGCCCACCGAGAGAGCAGAACUUGGUGGACUGGGCGAGGCCGCAGCUAAAAGAUCCUCGGAAGCUUCACCGGAUAAUGGACCCGAGGCUCGACGGCAUGUACUCGGAAGACGGCGCCCGGAAGGCGGCGCUUCUGGCGUACAAAUGCCUGAGCCAAAGGUCGAAUGCUAGGCCGACAAUGAGCGAAGUGGUUAGGGUUUUGGAACCGUUGAAGGAUUACAAGGAGGUCCCGAUGGUGACAUUUUUGUACGUAGCUCCCACCGAGAAAGAAAAAGAAGGAGCCGAGCAAAAGGAGGCGAAGAAACAACAACACGGAAAUCACCACCACAACCAACACCGCCAUCAUGAACAUAAUCACCACCACCAUGACCAACGCCACCACCAUGAACAUAAACAUAGUAGGGCCAGGGGUGCCAAGUCUACGACAGUUUACUCAGAAACAGUUCUGCAACAGAAGCUGAGAUCAAAUGAGUCCCCAAUUCAGAGAGCAUAGAGUGAAAUUAUUAGUGAAAACCAAACUGUAUAUACAAAUGUGUGUUUAUAAUUACUUGAAAUUUUGUCUGCUUUUGCCAUAGUUUUAGGAUUAGCGCGUGCAGGCUUAUGUAGCAACCUAGCUUGGAGCAAAAAUGCUCAUAAUAUCUUGGUUCUUUUAUUAAUGUUUUAUUAAUUCCAUGUUUCAUAUGAAUCAAUCUCUUUUAAGGUUGAAAUUAAAUGCCAGUGAUACAUCCAA